UCUGACCCCGCCCCCAUCACCAGUUUUGGGAGGUGAUCAGCGAUGAACAUGGUAUCGACCCCACCGGCACUUACCACGGCGACAGCGACCUCCAGCUUGACCGCAUCAGCGUCUACUACAACGAGGCCACCGGGGGUAAGUACGUGCCGAGGGCCAUCUUGGUGGACCUGGAGCCGGGCACCAUGGACUCUGUGCGCUCGGGACCCUUCGGGCAGAUCUUCCGGCCAGACAACUUUGUUUUUGGCCAGAGCGGCGCUGGCAACAACUGGGCCAAAGGUCACUACACGGAAGGGGCCGAACUGGUGGACUCGGUCUUGGACGUGGUGAGGAAGGAAGCGGAGAGUUGUGAUUGCCUCCAGGGCUUCCAGCUGACCCACUCGCUGGGCGGCGGCACCGGCUCCGGCAUGGGCACCCUCCUCAUCUCCAAGAUCCGUGAGGAAUAUCCCGACCGCAUCAUGAACACCUUCAGCGUCGUCCCGUCCCCCAAGGUCUCGGAUACGGUGGUGGAACCCUACAACGCCACCUUGUCCGUCCACCAGCUGGUGGAGAACACGGACGAGACCUACUGCAUCGACAACGAAGCCCUCUACGACAUCUGCUUCCGCACCCUCAAGUUGACCACGCCCACCUACGGUGACCUCAACCACCUCGUCUCGGCCACCAUGAGCGGCGUCACCACUUGCCUCCGUUUCCCCGGUCAACUCAACGCCGAUCUUCGCAAGUUGGCCGUCAACAUGGUGCCCUUCCCGCGUCUCCAUUUCUUCAUGCCCGGUUUCGCUCCCUUGACCUCCCGCGGCAGCCAACAGUACCGUGCCCUCACCGUCCCCGAGCUCACCCAGCAGGUCUUCGACGCCAAAAACAUGAUGGCCGCCUGCGACCCGCGUCACGGCCGGUACCUGACGGUGGCGGCCGUUUUCCGAGGCCGCAUGUCCAUGAAGGAGGUGGACGAGCAGAUGCUCAACGUGCAGAACAAGAACAGCUCUUACUUCGUCGAGUGGAUCCCCAACAACGUCAAGACGGCCGUUUGCGACAUCCCGCCGCGCGGCCUCAAGAUGGCCGUCACCUUCAUCGGCAACAGCACGGCCAUCCAGGAGCUCUUCAAACGCAUCUCGGAGCAGUUCACGGCCAUGUUCCGCCGCAAAGCCUUCCUCCACUGGUACACGGGUGAGGGGAUGGACGAGAUGGAGUUCACCGAGGCCGAGAGCAACAUGAACGACCUCGUCUCGGAGUAUCAACAGUACCAAGAUGCCACCGCCGAGGAGGAGGAGGACUUCGGUGAAGAGGCCGAAGAGGAGGCCUGAGGGGAUUGGUCAUCCUCGGAGAGCCCUCAUCAUCCUCGGAGAGCUCCUCGUCCUUCAGUGUUGUCCUUGGAGAGCCCUCGUCCUUCCGCCGUCAUCGUCUUCGGAGAGCCCGCGUCCUUCACCGUUGUCCUUGGAGAGCCCUCAGCCUUCAUCAUCCUCGGAGAGUCCUUGUCCUUCGUCAUCCUCCUCAGCCUUCAUCAGCGUCCUCGGGGAGCCCUUUGAUCUUCAUCGGUGUCCCCGGAGAGCCCUUGGUCUUGCUGUUGGCGCCAGAAAGCCAUCGUCAUCGGAGAACCCAUGGCCUUCAUCGCUUGUCUUCAGAGCGCCCUUGGCCUUCACUGCGGUCCUUGGAGAGCUCUUGGCCUUCAUCAUCAUCCUCAGAGAGCUCCUGCCCUUCUUCGUCACCAGAAAGCCCUCACCCUUUGUCACUGUCACCAAAAAAGCUCUUGGCCUUCACCGUUGUCACCAAAAAGCUCUUGGCCUUCAUCAUGGUUGUCCUCAAAGCCCUUGGCCUUCGCUGUUGUCACUGGAGAGCCCUUGGCCUUCAUCAUCAUCCUCGAAGAGCCUUCAGCCUUUGUCAUUGUCCACGGAGAGCCCUCGGUCUUCACCGGCGUCACCAGAGAGUCCUCGUCCUUCAUCAUGGUCACUAGAGUCCACCAUCAUCAU
Molecule: messenger RNA, 1964 nt
Organism: Athene cunicularia (burrowing owl)
Lineage: Eukaryota; Metazoa; Chordata; Aves; Strigiformes; Strigidae
Product: tubulin beta-7 chain
Exons: 3
Coding region: 183-1301 (372 amino acids)
Biological process (GO): microtubule cytoskeleton organization; mitotic cell cycle
Cellular component (GO): microtubule; cytoplasm
Molecular function (GO): structural constituent of cytoskeleton; GTP binding; GTPase activity
Source: RefSeq, a predicted model, not a curated record